Messenger RNA from Symbiodinium sp. CCMP2456, 2274 nucleotides. NCBI's taxonomy places the organism in Eukaryota, Dinophyceae, Suessiales, Symbiodiniaceae. The record is from the annotation of a GenBank genome assembly.
GUUGCCGUCCGGGCUCGGCCUCUGAACCUACGAGAAAAGAAGCUCAAAUGCGACAUUGUCGUGUCGAUGAGUGGGAAGACCGUCACAGCAAGCCCAGACAGGAAUCCAAAGCAUUUCACUUACGACUACACGUUUUGGUCCGUCGGCGAGGGACAGGGUACCCAAGCAGAGAUAUUUGAGGACAUCGGCACACCCAUGGUGUCGAAUGCUGUGGACGGUUUCAACUGCACUCUUUUCGCCUAUGGGCAGACGGGCAGUGGCAAGAGCUACACCAUGAUGGGUGGCGUCCCGACUGACGAAGGGGAUGCAGGUGUGAUCCCACGCAUGAUCAGCGGGCUCUUCGAAGAGAAGGACCGGCUCGAAGAAGACGCCCUGGUUGAGCUUCAGGUUCGGAUUUCAUACCUGGAGAUCUACAAGGAGCAGGUCACCGACUUGUUCGCGUCUCUCAGCGCAAACAAGGAGAACAAGGGCGAGAAUCUAAAGAUCAUGGAGCACCCCAAGCUGGGUGUCUAUGUGAAAGGCCUGUACCAUAUGCCCUGCGCCACGAAGGCGGAGGUGAUGCGCAACUUGGAGUAUGGGCUGAAGAUGAGAACGAUCGCUGCCACGAACAUGAAUCAAAGCUCCUCGCGCUCGCAUGCGGUCUUCACUAUCAUCGUCAACAGGCUCGAGGGGGAGCGCCCCAAGGGCAAGAACGGCAAGGACGAGCGCAAGUCGCUCUCUGCCAAGAUCAACCUUAUUGAUCUCGCGGGAAGUGAGCGCACCUCCAAGGCGCAGACAGAGAACGACCGCUUGAAAGAGGGUUGUGCCAUCAACCAGAGCCUGUCUCAGCUUGGCCUGGUUAUCAAGAUGUUGACAGAGCAAAGCAACGGUGGCUUAAAAGCUCCUAUGUUCCGCGCGUCGAAGCUGACCUUCCUCUUGAAGGACUCGCUGGCAGGUAACUCAAAGACCUGCAUGAUGGCCACGGUUUCACCCGCCAGCGACAACUACGAUGAGACCGUCUCGACACUGAGAUUCGCCUCGUCGGUCAAAAGCAUCAAGACAGUGGCUGUUCAAAACAAGAACAAGAAGGAUCAACUCAUCGAUAACUUACAGCAGGAGAUGCGACUUCUGAAAGCGCAGAUGGCUGCCGGAGGUCUCAACGUCGCCGAAGCAUCGGAGCAGUUGAAAGAACGCGAGAGACUCAUCAAGGAGCAGACGCAGCAAGACUUCCAGGAGGAGCUGAAGGCCGCUCGAGAGAUGAGCCGGGCCCGGGAGAAGGCCUUGGAGGAGAGCGGCCUCUCCCACGGCCACAUCACCGAGGCCUUCGGAAUCAGCAAUGGCCAGCCCUAUAUGGUGAACAUGGCCUUCGACCCUAUGCUGGCCGGAUGCCUUAUCUACUUGAUCCAGGAAAGCAAGCCGACAACCAUGGGCGCUAACAAGGACAACACCAUCGUCUUGAAAGGUCUGGGAAUGCCGGACUUCCUGUGCCGCAUCGAUGUCUUAGAGGCAGGGGGGCUGAGCCUCACGCGCCUGUCCGAUGGGACGAGAGUGUUCGUGAAUGGGAAGCUGCUCGAGCAGAACCAGAUGCGGGAACUUCAAGACGGUGACCGUAUCUCGCUGGGCCGCACCUAUGUCCUGAAGCUCGUUUGUCCUGGUGAGGGCGGCGCCGCCCCUCUUCAGGAUGACCUGGUGCUGCAGCGCGAUGAGACGGACACCGCGGCGCUGGAAAACUCACCGUCCUGGAAGAGCCUUCAAGACUAUGUGGGGCAAGUCGUCCGUCAGAUGUCAGCGCCGAUGGCCGCUGCCUUGAUGGAGGAGAUCAAGCAAGCCUGUCGCCUCACCGACGAGGCAAACGAAGUGACGACGGAAUGUCGAUCCGGAUCCGACGCUUUGCACUUCGAGGUGGACUUAACCAGCAGUAUCCCUCCGUGUGUUGCCAUCCGCGUUCUGCAGUGUGAAUGUGAAGAUGGUCCUGCCCGGGCGAACGAGGAGCAUUGGAAGAACAAGUACAUUUGGUCGGUAAGCCAGCUGGCAGAACGGCUGGAGCGCAUGCGAGACUACUGGCGGCAGAAGGACAGCAGUGCAGUGGAAGAGCUCAAUCCGCUCGAGGACCCCUGGCACGAGGCGAGGCAGAUGCCAUCGCACAUGCUUUACCCCGGCCCUGCAUUGUUGCACUCGAUUCCUCCCGAGAUAUGCAAUGCAGGGGAAGUCUUUCCGGAAUUCGAAAGCUGUAGGCCUACUCAUGAUACUAUAUUAGAUGAUACUAUAUUAUACUGCAUCGUACUAUGUAUAUAA